AUGGUGUUGAUAUAUUUAACAAGACGUAAAACAUUUCUACUUCCAGUGACUGCUACAAAGUCAAGAGUGAAAGAUAACAAUUUUAAAUCACAUUCAGAGAGCAGUCACUUAAAACCUAAUGAAACGAAUAGUGAUACGUUGUGUGCGCCUAUAGAACUUUCAGAGAAUGCUUCAUCAUUUUAUCGUACAAUGCCAGAGAGCAUAAUAAAUACUGCAACAACUGAAGGUAGGAUGUCAUGCUUCAAUGAAGCAGUUGUUGGUGUCGGCAAAUCAGUUACCAUGUCAACAGAUAUGAUGAGAAACCCAAUGGGUUCUCAACCGCUUAUUCGACGUAAUUCUGAACCACGUCUUUUUUUCAACACAAAUAUGAGUAGAUCAACCGUCCAAUCGGCCUUAUUUACACCUCAAUUACAAAAUAAUCUCACUGACUCCACCUAUACACCGAAAUCUCUAUUUCGUCCACAGACUUCACGCCUCGGUAUUGAACAUGAAUACCAAAGUCUAGCACCAGUGAUUGACAAUCGAACCGCUGUAAUGAUGAGAACCGCUACGACAGCCAAUGCUCAUUCUUCACGAUGUUUAACUCCUUUCUUUGACUAUCGAUCGCAUCAUACCCCACAACAUAUGAUUGAACAGGUUGGAGGAAUGAGAAAUGGUUAUCGAAAUUGGAUACCAAUUCAUCUUCAACAAUCCAGUACACCAAUGGAUAUUAGCCAUCAAUCUCUUGUCCAUUUAGAGACCACACUUAAUAACAAUAAUAAUAAUGAUAAUAGUAACAAUCGUGAAGCAGUACAACUGCCUAAAUCGCCGACAAUAAUCUAUGCCGCAUCACCAGACCCUCAAAAGCAUCCAAUUCACUUUCGUGGGGACUCACUACCCGUAUAUCCAAUGAAUCAGUUACAAAAUACACCGAAUUUAAAAUCAUUUCAUCAAGUACCAGUUGAAGCAAUUCCAGGAAAACAUUUGCCACUGCCGCAUCAUUCCCACCAUCAUCAUCCCCUUUCUACGUAUCAGGAUAUCUCCCUGUUACAGGCUACUCUAAGACGACAUAAUCGUCGAUCGAUAAUUAUGACAACACAUUCAAAUCCAAUGAUGACUUACAAUCAUCACCAUCACCACCACCACCAACAACAACAACAGCAACACCAACCGCAUCAUUCGAAUCGAUUAGCGGCAUCAACAGCCAAUCAUCGGAAUCAAUUCAAAACAUUGCAUACACCAAAACAUCAUACUGGUAUUGGUACAUUCACACCAACACCGUCAACUGCUGCAACAAUGACACCCAGACUAAUGUAUUCUAAUAAUUUAAAGCCUUAUAACUCCAAUAAAACAAGAUAUCAUAUAUCUACGCCAUUGAAAGAUGAAUUAGAAUGUGAGCAGUUACUGUUGCUAAAAAGCAGGAAUAAUGAAAAUAACGAAAAUCAGAAGUUAUUACACCAACCAGAUGAUGUAAUCAAUUCAAAUUAUGUUGACAGUAAUGAUGGUAACAAUAAUAACAAUGAUAGGGAUGAUGUUGAUAAUGAUAUUAAACAUUUAACUGAAAUACCGAAUAAUUUAAAUUUUGCAAAAUGUCACAUGAUCAACAAUCGACCAAUCAACAAACUGAAGCGAAUCAAUUGA
Messenger RNA from Trichobilharzia regenti, 1620 nucleotides. The record is from the annotation of a GenBank genome assembly. NCBI's taxonomy places the organism in Eukaryota, Metazoa, Platyhelminthes, Trematoda, Strigeidida, Schistosomatidae.